AUGGACGGAGGUUUGGAAGAAGUGAUGCAAGCAAUGUCCUUAGAGGAAGAUCUACCGGUGAUAUUGACGGACGAUGAAGAUUACAGUGCGGCGGUUCGUAACGAAAAGAGCCUGAUAGGAAGGCUCUUGAACCCAGAAUGUCAGAACAUGGCUCGUAUGCUCCGAACUAUGCCGAGGAUUUGGAGAAUCUAUGAUCGGGUGAGAGGAAUAGCAUUAUCCAACGAGAGUUUCCAGUUCAUCUUUGAUCUGGAAACAGACCUUAACACAGUGUUGAAUCAAGGAUUCUGGACGUCUGAAGAUUGGGGAAUGGUGAUGGAUAGAUGGGUGGAAUUCCCUCCUCAGGAUUAUCUACAAAAAGCCUAUGUAUGGAUCCGACUCUCACAGCUUCCAGUGAACUAUCUCACCUUGAAAACCAUUAGGGCAGUCUCUAACCCAAUUGGUCAUGUCAAAGAUAUUGAGUUCGACCCGACCAAACCACACUUGCAAGAGUAUGUACGCGUGCGAGUGAUUCUGGAUCUUCAGCAACCGGUGAGAGACACUAAAGUGAUGCAACUUCCUGGUGGAAGAAGCACAGUUGUGAAGGUGGAGUAUGAAAGAGUGAGGAAGAAGUGCUUUCAUUGCUUUAGACUCUCACAUGAGAAACAAAGAUGCCCUAUUCUCAAAGCUCAGAAACAUAAUGGAGGUUCGGCUACUGACAAAGGAAAAAGUGUCGCUUUAGCACCAGUGAUACACCGUCAGCAUCAUCCUGAUCUAGUAGAGGCUAUCAUGCCUCUCUUGGCACCUACGGCACCCCCGGGGUUUCCUCCUAAAUCCUUGGUGGCUCCAGAGGUGUUUGAGGAGAUGCAGUACUACAUGAACUGCACUGAUCCAGAAGAAAGACGCCUAAGAGAAGCAAAGAUGGUGAAAGCUCUCCGGGAUCUCUCUACAAACCCAGGAGCCCAGAGCUCGUAUCUUUGCUUAGAGGAUCAUCCCAUAAUUUCUGGUGUGCAGAACAAAAAUGUGGGAAGGGUCUUUGAUUUUCGUUCAGCACAAACAGAGGAAACAGAACAGAGUCAGCAAAUGAUGCCUACAGAGGAGCUAAGGGGUGCUGAAGCUAUAGCUCCAAAGGAUGGUCUCUCGUUAACUGGCAGACGGCUGGAGAAGCUCUCAUUGGCAAUGACUGCUCACAUUGAGCCACAGUUAAAGCCUCAAACAGUUGCUGAAGGCUCGGGAGAUAAUUUGCGGAUAAACGCAGGAGUGGCGUUCACAAUGGGUCGUGAUGAUCAGUCAGUAUCAGGAGGAAGUGGUAAAAACAGAGCAUCCAAGCGACCUGGAGCAUCGUAG
Raphanus sativus (radish) is the source of this 1323-nucleotide messenger RNA. RefSeq lists its product as uncharacterized. The record is from RefSeq and is a predicted model, not a curated record. The transcript has a single exon. The coding region runs from base 1 to 1323 and encodes 440 amino acids. NCBI's taxonomy places the organism in Eukaryota, Viridiplantae, Streptophyta, Magnoliopsida, Brassicales, Brassicaceae.